AUGGAUGCAGAAGACGAUGAAGAUUUGAUUGAGCGUGUCUCGGAUGACGAGGAUGCCAUGGUGGAAGAUGACAACGGCGGCGGUCGACAGGCUAAAUCACGGAGCUCUCGGGACGAUGCAGAUGAUGAGCCACCGUUGGAAGGAUACGAAAGAACAGAGAUGAUUGGACAAGGAGCCUACGGGAUUGUGUACAAGGGGAAGAAGGAAGAUACUGGGGAUGUUGUAGCCAUUAAGCGCAUCCCUUUCUCGGAUUCCACACCAGAAGGAGGUGUCCCGUGUAACGUCAUCCGUGAGAUUAGCUUGCUACGAGAACUGGAUCAUCCCAAUGUGGUCCGGCUUUUUGAUAUCAUCCAAGCUCAGCCAGGUGGUCUCUACCUUGUAUUUGAGUUUGUUGCUUACGACUUAAAAACAUACAUGGAUAAGUGUCAGAAAAGUGACGAUAUCACCGAACGGGUUGGAUUGCCUGUCCCCACGGUCCGGUCUUUUUUGAGGCAAAUUAUUGCGGGGGUUGGAUGCUGCCAUACCUAUCGUAUUUUGCAUCGUGAUCUCAAACCUCAUAAUUUGCUGAUUACGGCCGAUGGAAAGCAGGUUAAAUUGGCGGAUUUUGGUUUGGCGCGGCUCUCUGCCAUUCCCAAUGGUCCCUACACAUUUGAGGUUGUCACAUUGUGGUAUCGUGCUCCAGAGCUACUCUUGGGUGCCAAUCGAUAUUCUACUUCAGUAGAUGUCUGGUCCAUCGGAUGUAUCUUUGCCGAAAUGGCCAGUGGUAUGCCUCUCUUCCCAGGACGUUCGGAUAUUGAUCAAGUAUUCAAAAUCUUUCAGCGUCGUGGAACACCCACAGGAGAAAUGUGGCCACAAGUAUUGAGAUUGCCGCAUUACAAUGCCGAGUUUCCGCAGUGGAGGGAACGGCCCAUUACCGAUUUUGUCCCGAUUCAGGGACUGGGAGGAACUACAGGUGCUGAUUUGUUGAACAAGCUAUUGUUGUACGAUCCAGAUCGACGCAUUGCCUGCAAAACUGCUCUUCAGCAUCCAUACUUUAUGCAACAAGACUAG
Molecule: messenger RNA, 1050 nt
Organism: Seminavis robusta
Lineage: Eukaryota; Bacillariophyta; Bacillariophyceae; Naviculales; Naviculaceae
Source: the annotation of a GenBank genome assembly